GGUGCAGUCAGACCUCAGGGACAGAGAGAGGAGUGAAGGCACACUGAAGACAGCAGAGAAGAGGAACUUUAUCAAGAGUGAACCAUGAGGACGCUGCUGCUGCUGUGUCUGUGUGUGACAUUCGCCUGGGCUCAGGAUAACCUGGAAUAUGACGACUAUGACACGGACACCAGCUCACCAGCAAAGAAUAAGACAGCGUUUGCAGAUGUUCGUGGUCACCGUCCAGUGACGAGGGGCAGGGACAGGUACAACCCUAACCGCUAUGCCCCACCCCCUAUCAGCGGGGGCAGAAGGUACCGUGGCCGCCCCACCCCCGCUCCGGUCGCAGGACAGGUUAAGGAGAAGGAGCCGCAGCCGGAUGCCGGAGGAUGCACACACGCCUCAGAGGAGAUGGGUGUUUUGUGUCCCAACGGCUGCGAGCUGAAGACCACUCUGCUGAAGAUGGAGAAGAACGUCAAGACGAGCAUUAAUGAACUCAAGCCUCAGGUGGAUGAGUUGUCCCGAUCCUCCAACUCAGUCUACAACUACGUCAACAGCCUGUCCGUCUCUCUGAGGGAGAGGCAGAGAAUCAUCAACAACAACAACAGGGUGGUCGGUGAUUACACUGAUCGAGUGGAGGAGCAACACGCCUACAUCAAGGAGACGGUGGACACUUUUUUCCCCUCCAACAUCAGAGUGCUACAGGGGGUUCUGGACAAGAUCAAGCUAAAGAUCCAGAAGCUGGAGAAGGCCAUCCAGGCCCAGAGGGAGGAGUGCAAGGAGCCAUGCAAGUCCAAAUGUCCCAUACCGGUGGUGUCUGGUAAGGAGUGUGAAGACAUCUUCCGCCGUGGAGGAAAAGACUCCCAGAUGUACAUGAUCCAGCCCGACUCCUUCUACCCUCCAUACAAGGUCUUCUGUGAUCAGACGUCCCAGAAUGGAGGAUGGCUUCUCAUCCAGAACAGGCUCGAUGGCAGUGUUGACUUUGGCCGCCGCUGGGACGAAUAUCGCCGCGGUUUUGGCAACAUUGCAUUUGAUGUUGGCAAGGGUCACUGUGAGACUCCCGGUGAAUACUGGCUUGGCAAUGACCGUAUUAGUCAAUUGACCAAGAUGGGCCCCACUGAGGUUCUCAUUGAGAUGGAGGACUGGACAGGAGCCAAGGUGAGUCCUUAAAAAAAUUACUGCAGA
Molecule: messenger RNA, 1164 nt
Organism: Epinephelus lanceolatus (giant grouper)
Lineage: Eukaryota; Metazoa; Chordata; Actinopteri; Perciformes; Serranidae
Source: RefSeq, a predicted model, not a curated record